AUGCACUUUCUCUGGCUCUGCUUCUCCCAAAUCGCUCUGACAGAUGAGCGCCGAGUCUCGCUGAGUCUCGCCACGCCGAUGCACCCUUCACAAAUCGCUACAUCUCUUCCCCUCGCUCUGUCACUUUCUGUUUACGACGUCGGCAUAUGGCAGCCAGUCGUUAGCGCCCGAAACCGCUACGCUAACGGCGGCGUUUCAUCUGCAGUUAGCGGCGAACAGCGUGCUUCCUUCACCUCCGACUGA
This is a messenger RNA of Knipowitschia caucasica, 243 nucleotides long. The record is from the annotation of a GenBank genome assembly. Lineage: Eukaryota; Metazoa; Chordata; Actinopteri; Gobiiformes; Gobiidae.